Messenger RNA from Drepanopeziza brunnea f. sp. 'multigermtubi' MB_m1, 3147 nucleotides. RefSeq lists its product as uncharacterized. NCBI's taxonomy places the organism in Eukaryota, Fungi, Ascomycota, Leotiomycetes, Helotiales, Drepanopezizaceae. Gene Ontology annotation, molecular function: 3',5'-cyclic-AMP phosphodiesterase activity; 3',5'-cyclic-GMP phosphodiesterase activity. Gene Ontology annotation, biological process: cGMP catabolic process. The record is from RefSeq and is a predicted model, not a curated record.
AUGCCCACAACCCUCAAUACAUCCGUGGCACCAAACCCAAUUGCGGUGCUGCCAGAGGAGAGAAAGGGACGCCUGAGACUCGCAUCCCUGGCCACGAACACGGCCACGACCAAGACCACGACCACGACCACGACCACCGUCUCUCGCUCGCUACUCGUGACGACUGCUCAAUCUGACGCUAUUGAGGACAACUCAACGGGUCAGAGAUACCUCUCCCCCCACCCGCCGUCGUGGCGCGCGAAACCAGCCAUGGACUACACUGCAUGCAAUCUGGUCUACGUUGAUCGCACAGCGAGGGAAGACAAGCUGGUGAGCAGAGAAGAAGUGACAGUGGCAGCGUCAACAGAUGGGGAAAUCAAUUCGGAUGUCGAUGGUUAUGCGCUUGUCCGGCCGUCUGGCGCUCUAGAUCACAAUUUACAAACACUACUUGGUUUCUUCAAUGAAGUCCAUGUCUGCAACUCGGCCAAGUCCUGUAUAUCCAAACUCUCGGAAUUGAACCAAUCCUCCAUCGUCGAUUUGAUUCCCACGCUCGUCUUAAUCGAUAUUCCAUAUGAAGACCAGCUCGCUCGGAGACCCUCGAGGGAGAAACGAACACCAUCGCCUUGCUCGAAACAACAGGUCGAUGGACUACACGAGGAUCCGAUAGAUCGCGAGGCCUACGGCUUGGAUCUCUUGCAGUGGAUAGCGUCCGAGAUACAGUACCAGAGCCUGUCAAGGCUUGUCGUGCCGGUAGCAGUCGUGUCCAUUCCUGAGCAGAAUGCCUCGGUCACAUCGCGGGGAAGAACAGACUCAAGAUCGGAAGCAGAAGGGCAACUGGGCUACACAUCUUUCCCUGCAAAGAAACGAGGUGGAUUUGGUACCCCGCUCGAUCAAACCAGGACCAUCAGGUAUAUGGAUCUGGGCGCCGUGGAUGUCUUGACGAGUCCUCUGCUGACGGAUCGAUUGUCGAGUCUGGCAAUCCACGCAUACCGGGCACAUAAGGAUGCUCUAAAGGAACAUAGGGCAUUACUGGAAAUGAAGCGAGGAAGGAAACGCUCGUGGGUUGGGGUGGAUGAUCAGAAGCCCUAUGCCUAUCUACGUGAAGCCAUGGUAUCGGGACUGAUGGACGGGAUCUGCAAGCUUGGGGGGGACGAUGAACCUUUUGCCGCGAUGAGGAUUUCGAUCGCUUUUAAGCGUCGCGAGAUGGUAGCAGCUGCAGUCGGGUCGUGGCAUUUUUCCGCCCACGAUUUCACCGACGACGAGCUUCUCCAUGCAGCUUUGCUGAUGCUGCAGCAUACACUUGCCAUGCCGGAAUUGGAAAAGUGGCGGCUGUCCACCGAAAAUCUUACAGGCUUUCUGGUGGCCAGUCGGUCCGCAUACAAUGCCUUUGUGCCAUAUCACAAUUUCCGCCACGUCGUCGACGUCCUACAGGCGUGCUUCCACUUUCUUGUCCGACUCGGCCGCUUACCACCGUAUCCAGCUUCGAGCGACUCGCCAGCACCUGACCUCUCCCCAAUCGCCGCUCUCAUACGCCCCUUCGACGCUCUUACGCUUCUCAUCACCGCCAUCGGCCAUGACGUGGGUCAUCCUGGUGUCAAUAACGCGUUCCUCGUUACGCUUAACGCCCCACUUGCUCAGCUCUACAACGAUCGCUCGGUUCUGGAAUCCUUCCACUGCGCGGCUUACUCUCAAAUCCUCCGGAGACAUUGGCCAACGGCUUUCCAAGGGGCGGAGAUGAGGCAACUGAUGAUUAGUUCGAUUCUUGCGACCGACAUGGGUCUCCAUUUCGAUUACAUGAAGAGAUUAGGCUUCUUGCAGGAAAAGUUACAUGAGAAUGGGGGUACUGAUGGUUGGAAUGGCAGGUUGCUUGAAGAGCAAAGAACACUGGCUUGUUCCUUGUUGAUCAAAUGCGCCGAUAUCAGUAACGUGGCACGAAAAUACGACGUGGCGGCUCAAUGGACGAUGAUACUAACGGAUGAAUUUUCCCGCCAGGCCGCGAUGGAGAGUGACCUCGGGAUACCUUCAGCACUUUUUGCGGCGCCCGUGCGCGAGAUCAUCGAACUUGGGAAGUCCCAGAUUGGGUUCAUGAACAUGUUCGCCAUACCUCUUUUCCAAGGAGUCACGGAUGUAAUGCCGGCAAUGGCGUUCUGUGUAGAAGAGCUCCAGCGGAAUAAGAGUGGCUGGGAAGGGAAAAUCGCAGAGGAGCAAGAAAGGGUGAGAAAGAAUAGUGACGACUCGGCUUGGAAGGAUGGCAGGUGGUCCCCGCGUUCAAUGAGUCCGGCCAAGCCCUCUGAUGCCAGCCAGCAGAGGUCAGGUAAUUCCAUGCUGUCGCCUGACAUGGAUCUGAGGAAGUCUCUGCUUAGGAAGGGCUCUUUUACAACGAACGCUGUUGCAAAAGAUUCAGAAACGCGCCACUCUUCAAUCCCGGAGAUUUCAAUUUCAUCUUUGGCCGGGGACUCGACGGAUCCAUCCUCAACAACAGAAGCCGACUCGGAUUCUGGCACCCUGCGGUCUUCAAAACCUCAACUGCAGCUCAGCUUCGGAUCAUCAGCCAGCGAACCAGAGCUACUUGACGAGUCGGGUGCUGACUCAUCACUUGCUGUAAAUGGAGAGCCACAAGAAAGAAACGGGAUCGUAAAACCCAUUCUCGAGACCGGUGCCGAAGUUGUCGAUGCCCCCACGCCCUGCGAGCCUAGACCCAAAGAGUCGGAAAAGCAACGGGGUAGCGAUGGCACGGGAAGUAGCAACUCGAAUGCUGGUGACUGGACCAGCCAGGUAACCAGCGCCACGACUGGCAAGAUGCCCCUAAGCCCGUCGACACAAGGAACAAGCAUCAUGUCCGACUCUGAAUCCAUCUCCAAACGUGACGACAUGAGCUCGUCGAACAGCCAAAUUAUCACCCCGACAGACACACCAAAGAGAGGCUGCGGUCGUCCAUUAAGCAAAGACUCUACGAGGAAGGGGAGCAAGAGCGAGGAUGGGGAGGCGAACGAGAAUAAGCUUGUGGGGACGGUGAUGGAAAAGGAAAGGUUUAGCAAGUUGAGGAAGAAGCCGAGUCGAUUUAGGAUGAGCUUUUGGAAGAGGAAUAAGAGUGCCAGUCCGCCUGUUCCGGCUGGUGGCAAAAUUGUGGGUGGAGGGGGUGAGGAGGGCGUAAAAGUCGGGCAAUGA